Molecule: messenger RNA, 3704 nt
Organism: Bursaphelenchus okinawaensis
Lineage: Eukaryota; Metazoa; Nematoda; Chromadorea; Rhabditida; Aphelenchoididae
Source: the annotation of a GenBank genome assembly
AUGAGAUUGGCAUUGGAAUGGUCGAUCUUAUACUUGGUAUUUGUGUUGAUUGGUAAGGGGUUUUGAUGUAAAAUACGUAUACUGAAUGUAGUACCAAAAAUUUUGAAGUUUAAAAAAAUUUAAAAUUAAAAAAAUGAUAAAUUUUAGGUACAACAAAAGCCCAAAUAAGGCUCUCAAGCCAGUUGAAUUGCAAUUUUGAAGAAGAUUGUCGAUGGCAAAAUUCGACUGGUCAUAUGGGGCAAAUUGGCUGGGCGAUUACUAAUGAUAUCAUACCAGAUGAUCGGUUUCCGGCCACUAUGUCUAAGAAUGAUGAAGGUAAAGUUAAAAUAUUAAUUUUUAUUUUGGGAAGAAAGUUCUCGCCAUUUUUUGAUUUGGAAAGAAAGUUCUUGCUAUUUUCGAAGUUGUAAAGAAAGUUCUUGCAAGUUUUUGUUUGGAAAGAAAGUUUUUGCGAUUUUUCGUUUUGUAAAGAAAGUCCUUGCCAUUUGAAACAAAGCAAGCUAUUUAUAGGCUUUGCAAGCUGCGAGUGACAGCUUAUACGAUAAAAAGUUUUUUCGUUUUGGAAAGAAAGUUCUUGCCAUUUUAUGUUUUUUAAAGAGAGUUCUUUCCAUUUUUUGUUUUGUAAAGAAAGUUUUUGCCAUUUUUGGUUUUGUAAAGAAAGUUCUUGCCAUUAUUAUUGAAAUUUUAGGAAACUCAUUUGCCUACACUUUUGGUCCACCAGGAAUGCAUCAAAUCGAGCUGAUAAGUGACAUUGUCGACUGUCAAUUAGGUGGUGCUAAACUCUCAUUCUGGUAUUAUUUCUCUGGUCCUCAUUCGGCAUUGGAUGUGUGUUGUCGUUGGCCGCCGGGCAAUAAUGAUCCUGACCAUAAAAAAUGUUUCGAGCCUACAGUAGGACAGAACAGAGCACAACAGUGGACGUUUGCUAGUGUUGAGUUGCCACCGAUUUCACAGAGCAUGGAGGUAGGUAGUUUGGGGAGGGUGGGGUAGGGUAGGGUACGGUAGAAUAGAGUGGUUACAGGGUAUAAUAGUGCAUGUUAGGUACGGUAUUUUAGGGUAUGGCAGGGUGUGGUAUAUUAAGGUAUGUCAUGGUAGGGAAUAUCAUAGUAAGAUAGGGUACGGUAGGAAAGGGAGGGUAAGGAAUGACAUGCUAGGGUAGGGCAGGGCAGGGUCUUGUAGAACUUGGCAGGAUACGGUAGGGAAGGGCAGGACAGGGUAGGGCAGGGCAUGGAAUGGUAAAAAUAAGGUACAGUAGGAUAAUGUAUUGUAGGGUGGGGUAGUGUAUCAUAGGAUAGAGUAGGGUAGGGCAGGGUAGGGUAGGGUAAAGUAUGGUAGGGUAGGGUACGGUAGAGUACGAUACGAUAGAGUACGAUAGCUUAAAGUAGAGAAAAGUAAAGUAAAGACGUUUUAACGUAUAUAUUGCUUUAGAUAGUAUUACGAGCCCGAUUCGAAGCACCAAAAGAUGUUGUGGCCAUUGAUGACAUAAAAUACGAAGCUAUUUUGUGUGGUAAACAAAAUAUAUGAUUUAAAAUUUUUUAUUUAUAAAUUGAAUUUUAAUUAUAAAAGCUUCAAAGAAAAUUUCAGAAAGCACUCACCGCUGGGGUUCAGCAUCGGGCGGUGGUGGAGCCAUUGGAGACCCAAUGGAACCCGCAAACCUGUUGAGGCAACUGCCAACUCAAAAUGGAUUGAAAACCUUGGAUAUGAGAGGUACUUUGCUCAGCAGUGAGGGUGUGAAUUCUAAUGGUAUGGAUUGAAUUUUAAAUUUAAAAAAAAUUUAAAAUAAAAAAAAUUAAAAAAAAAUUUUUUUUAAAAAUUAAGUUUUUUUAAAAAUUAUAGACAUCUUGAUAGUACAGUUCUGGCUUUAAUCAUAAUUUAUGACAAAUGUAAAUAAAACCCUUGGGAAGGUGUAUAUAAAUAGUAAUUUUACCGCUUUUUAGUCCCAAAGUCUCCAUUUUCAACUGAUUUCGAAUACGAUACAAUAGGUUUCAAAGCCUCUGAUGAUGAAUUACAGAGAAUUCACUCAAUAGCAGUUGAUGGUAAUUGUAAUUACAAUUGCAACUUCGAUGACAAUGUAAGUUGGUUUUUGGGCAAGUAUAGUAUAAAUGGGAUGAGGUUAGGACAUGGUGGGGUAAAGGUGUGUUAGAAGUAAGCCGGGUUAAGGGAUGGGAUAGAGGAGGAAUAGAGGCAAGGGGUGGGGCGAUACAAUAUGUAGAGGUACCGGUGGGGGUAGUGCGUGAUAGGAUAAAAAUGGGGGUAGAUAAGGUAAGUCUGGGCGUAGGGGUUAGAGAUAGCUGUAGAAAUAGAGGUAUGGCUAAGAGUAGAGGUAGAGGUAGGGCUCUGGUCUUGGGCUCUAUGCUAGUUCUCUGGGCUAGGGCUCUAGACUAGGUCUCUGGGCUAAGGCUUUGGGCUAGGGCUCUGGGCUAGGGCUUUGGUUUAGGGUUCUGGGCUAGGGCUCUGGGUUAGGGUCUGGGCUAGGAUUCUGGGCUAGUGCUAAGGCUAGGGCUCUGAAUUAAGACUCUGUGCUAGGGUUCUGGGCUUUGGACUAGGACAAGGGUAAGGGUAGAAAUUAAUAAAGUUUUUCUUUUUCAGAAUCUAUGUAACUUUACUAUACCAUCAGUUACUGAACUAUCUUAUGUUGGCAUAUGGGAGCUGAGGAGAGAAGCCAUGUAUAACUCAAUUACUGGCAUUAAAGAAGAUGUUAGUAGAGGUAAGGUAUUUAUUUUCAAUUUUUUAAAAAUUUGAGAAAAAUUUUACUAUUAACAACACUGAAUUUGAUAGUAAAAUAAGAAAUCUGAAGUAAAAAUAAAUAAAAAAUUUCAGGCGGUUUAUUCCUAGCCACCGGUCCAAAAUCGACCCCAGAACAAGAAUAUGCUCUUCAAAUCAAGGUCAAUCUGAAUGAACCAGCCAACCUACAUUUUGCUUAUUACAUGGCUGGGGUGAAGGGAAGACUACGAGUUUGUACUGACUUUCCAAAAUUCAAAAAUUGUUUAUUCGAAGUCGAUGGAAGUGGAUUGGAAGGAGAUCCGAGGAAGUGGAAAGACGCCAAAGUUAGAUUGACUUCUGGGGAAAAUACUGUGAGUUUUCAAAAUAUAGUGGCUUUUAAAUGAUGAGGUAGUAAGGUAUGGGCUUAAACCUAAAGUUAGUAUUGGGCUAGGGCGUUAGGCUUAGCCUAGAACUUAAGCUAAGUCUGGGAAUUAGUUGUAGACUUGGCCUUAGUCUAGGACUUGUGAUAGAGCCUUUGCCAAGGCUUAGAUUAGAGGCAGGGCUGAAGAUAGGGCUAAUGUUAGGGCUGAAGUUAGGGUUGAGAUUGAGGCUUAGGUUAGAGCUGGGGCUAAGGCUAAAACUAGGACUAGAGUUAGGUUUAGGGUUAGUGCCAGAGCUAGGACUUAGACACGACUGGCUAGGGCUUAUGUUAGGCUGGGACUUAGGCUAUGGCGUAGGCUACGGCUUAGACUGGUUCUUAGGCUAGGGCUUAAGCGAGGAGUUAGGCUACGGCUUAGGCUGGGCUUAGGCUAAAGCUUUGGCUAAAGCUAGGUUUAGGCUCAGGCUAGGUCUUAGGAUGAUAGAUUAGGCUUAGGCCUUUAGUUCAGGCUUAAAUAUUUUCAUUUUAGCUAACAAUUGUGGCCGACAAGCUAGCCAAGAACUACUUGAUUGGUGUAGAUGAAUUUCGGUUUUUGGACGAAUCGGAUUCAAGGCCGAUUCAAUGUUGA